UAGUGGCUGAGGUGGAGGCAUCAUUAGCAUCAUCAUCAUCACCGUCGCCCCGGCUGUACUGGUUUAUUUUUCCUCUUUCCUCCUUCCGGGAUUCUUUUUGUUUUAGGAUGUCGUACGGUCCUUUAGAGACUUACCGGCCCGGGGGAGGGCCGGUGCCGCCCCAAGACUUCAACAGCAUUAUCCAGACCUGCAGCGCCAACGUACAGCGCCUGACACAAUGCACUUCUCAGAUAAAGAAUUUGAUGAGCCAGCUGGGAACCAAGCGGGACUCCAGCAAGCUUCAAGAAAACUUGCAAGAGCUGCAGCACACUGCAAACCGGCUUGCCAAGGAGACUAAUGAAUACUUGAAAGAGCUGGGCUCCCUGCCACUCCCCUUAUCUGCACUGGAACAGCGCCAGCAGAAACUUCAGAAGGAGCGUUUAAUGAACGACUUUUCCGCUGCCUUGAAUAACUUCCAAGCGGUGCAGAGAAAAGUGUCCGAGAAAGAGAAAGAAACUGUUGCCCGGGCAAGGGCUGGCUCCCGUCUCUCUGCAGAAGAGAGGAACAAGGACGAGCAGCUGGUCUCAUUUGACAGCAAUGAAGAAUGGAAUCAGAUGCAGUCUCAAGAAGAGGACGCGAUAACAGAGCAAGACCUUGAACUAAUUAAGGAGAGAGAAACAGCCAUCGUGCAAUUAGAGGCAGAUAUUUUGGAUGUGAACCAGAUAUUUAAAGAUCUGGCCAUGAUGAUCCACGAUCAAGGAGACGUGAUCGACAGCAUAGAAUCAAGUAUAGAAAAUGCAGAAGUGCAUGUGGAAAAUGCCAAUGAACAGCUACAGAGAGCUUCGUAUUAUCAGAAAAAGUCUCGUAAGAAGAUCUGCAUCCUGAUUGUUGGCCUUGCUGUGGUGACCCUAAUCCUGGGCGUUGUUAUCUGGCAGGCAACAAAAUGAAGUCUGUGAGUGGGACAGGAUUAAUUGAGGCACUGUCGGAUAUUUUUCCCCCAACACUCAGGGGAGAAUGUAGACAAGCCUGUGAAACGAAGUGAUCUAGAUGCGAAGGAGCACAGACCAGUUUCCCUCUAGUUAUUCUGUGUAGAAAUUAACAUGCCGAUAAAUAGGUUUUGACCUUGGUGAACUCUGACAACAGUAUUUAUCAGUUUGUGUAAAAUUAUUUAAUUUAACUGAUCUUGUGGGGGGGGGGGGUUGUUUUCUGUACUAUAUAUAUAUAUGUAUACACUAAUGCAGUCCCGAAUGUAAAGUGUUGAAGAGUUUAUGAACUAAUUUAACUGACAUGUGCAUAUUUUUUUAAUCUGUGCUCCUUUUAUAAAUGAUUUGUAUAUGCACUACUUCCAACACGGACAAACGUUCACUUUCCCAGCAAUUUUAAAUCUCUGAUUAGUUAGAUAUAAUAUGAAGAGCUACUUCGGGUAUGCACAUACAGGCAAGUUUUCUUUCAAAAGACAGCUCCUCUGCUCCAUUGCUGGUUGCUGUUGAAACUUCAGCAUGCUUCAAAAGCAGUCUUUUAUGCAGCAUUGUGAACUGGUAGUUAAGUGGGGCAUGGGCGUUGGUGGGGGGGGGGGGGACCAACCUCACAUAACACACAAAAAUAAGCAUACUGUUGUUUGUGUUGGUCUUGGCUUAUAAAUUGCCAAGGGAAAGGAUAGCCCUCUUGUUUUUAAAUACUGCACCUGGGUUUGAGACCAACAAUAUAUUUGGUAAUAGAUUUUUCUUCCUGUAUCAUGUUUGUGGUGGCAUUGAAUCAUUUUAGCAGUGUAUUUAAACAUCUUGUUCUCUAGUGAAGUUGCCAUUGGUGAUGGGCUGUAGAUCACUGUUCCCAGUGUAUGCCUACAUGUAUGAGAGAUAUUUUAUGAACGUGACUUCAGAUUGUUGUGGAACAAAUACCACUGCAGGUAGAAAACAAAGCACUGAGCUUAUAAAGGCUUAAACAGGUGACACAGAAAAAGAGUUAUACAUUUUGUGGUUAAUGCUACCAAAUGUCUGCCUUAGAAAAAGAAGACUUCUGACAUAACGUUAGAGUAUAUCUGACUGACUAUACUGAUUUUCUCCCUGGUUUGUGAGUGCCUGUCUGAACUGACAUACUGGAGGAAUUGUUAAUAGAGUACUUUCAGUUCAGUCCUUCUCAAAGUAACUUGCAAAAAAGAGAUGUAUACGUUGUUGAGGUCCCGAAUUCAAGAAGCUGCAGCUUCCUUCUACUGACAGGCUCAUUCAUUUUUCUUCAUCUCCUUUAUGGAAAUUAUUUCCCUUUAUGUAAGUUUGUACGGGAGAAGAACAAUGCCCUCAGUUGCACAUCUUUCUUUGCACUAUGACGCCCAUCAUUCCGUCCAUUUAACUUAUCAAUAAAAAAUUUUAAAAGAA
Messenger RNA from Sphaerodactylus townsendi, 2351 nucleotides. It is a transcript of the gene STX12, whose product is annotated as syntaxin 12. Gene Ontology annotation, molecular function: SNAP receptor activity; SNARE binding. The coding region runs from base 108 to 926 and encodes 272 amino acids. The record is from RefSeq and is a predicted model, not a curated record. Gene Ontology annotation, biological process: vesicle fusion; vesicle-mediated transport; intracellular protein transport. Gene Ontology annotation, cellular component: postsynaptic recycling endosome; synaptic vesicle membrane; synaptic vesicle. Lineage: Eukaryota; Metazoa; Chordata; Lepidosauria; Squamata; Sphaerodactylidae. The transcript is spliced from 9 exons.